GUCAUUGCUAAAAUUUAAGAAACUAAUUGGAUUUGAUUUUUUUUAAAGUAAUGCUACCAAAAUCUUCAAUAACAUGCAAGAGCCGAUAAAAAAGAAGGCACCGGCACCGUUGACGAAAUGCUUGUGUCCGCCGCUCGAGGAACCGCACAAAGUGAAAAAGAAACCGAAGGAACCGUCGUUCUAUUUGGACAACAAAAGACGAAACGGCUUAGAAGAUGAAUUAGAUAUACUCGAUUUAGACGCGACGGAGAAGAAAAGCGCGUCGUCAUUGAAAGACGCGGACGUUACGGAGUCGGUGAACGGGGUCUGUAUCCAGUGCAAUUUGCCAUCGAAACCGUCCACAUCGUCCAUAGAAUGCGGCAAAUGCGACGUGGAGGUGGUGGUGGCGCCGCCGGUCGAGGUCAAAGGCGUCGACGCUUACGUGCAAUCAUCAUCGACGGCCGUCAACGUCCAGCCGGUGCGGGAAAACUAUAAUUUCUCAUCGCCCGGUAAGACUUACUUCGACGAGAACCAGCUGAGAUCUACCAAAUCGACGUCGCCGUUCGGUAUGAGGUACAGUGCGGUUCAAAUGCCUCCGGAACCGCCGCUGAGACCGCAAAUACAAGCCAUUCCCACUCAGUGUUUGCGCACCUCCAAUCAACCGUUUAACAACAACAACAUCCAGACGUUCAAUACUUGCAUGCAGAACCAUCCGGUUGUUCAAAUGGUCCCUUGUUCUAACACCUUCAUGUCUACUAAUUGUACAAAACGACCGCACACCAGUUCGUUGGACGUUUCUUCCGCCGGUAACAUGUUUUACGCACCGAAUAGAUCCCCAUCACCGGCUUCUUCGUUGAUGCCCACGCCUUAUCCGAACGCGUACAAGAGAUCCCCGUCGGCCAGCAGAUGUCCGAUGAUGAAUUACACUUCCCACAUGAGAUCUCCUUCUCCCAUGGCGUCCUCGCCUCCGGUGAGGAGCCCCUCGCUAGUCAGGAACCCAUGCCCCAUCCCGAUGAGAUGUCACACAUCUAACCACGGUUUCUUCUGCACGUCCCCCGCGCCCGACAUGUCUCAUACAAUGAGUCCCGUGGGCAACCAAACGUCUCACGUGCCGCUGACCAAUUCGUUCCAUGCGAACGCCCAGCCCAAACCGAUGCUGCCCAAAUCGCCGUCGAUGAACAACACCGCCCAUUUGAUGCACUCUCCGCUGCAUUCGAUGUACGUCAAAGGCGAGGCUGCCCACUCGGGGCACCGACCUCGUUGCUCCAGCAGCGAUAGAAGAUCGUUCAUGAAGCGUUUGUUCAAUAAGCACCCCUGACUAUUUC
Phyllotreta striolata is the source of this 1304-nucleotide messenger RNA. Lineage: Eukaryota; Metazoa; Arthropoda; Insecta; Coleoptera; Chrysomelidae. The record is from the annotation of a GenBank genome assembly.